Molecule: messenger RNA, 13830 nt
Organism: Diabrotica virgifera virgifera (western corn rootworm)
Lineage: Eukaryota; Metazoa; Arthropoda; Insecta; Coleoptera; Chrysomelidae
Product: tudor domain-containing protein 7-like
Exons: 19
Coding region: 176-3463 (1095 amino acids)
Biological process (GO): spermatogenesis
Source: RefSeq, a predicted model, not a curated record
UGUCAUUGUCAUAUUAAUGACAUUUUCAAUUUUCUAAUUUGUGGUGAGUGAAAUAAAAUAUUCUAAUCUUUGAUUUAAAAGUGGUUAAAAGUGCUGUGUAUUUGCUGAUUUCGAACUUGUUUGCAGUGCAAUGAUUUCAACUUAGGGUUGUGUAUAUUGUGAAUAGCUAUCCAAAAUGGAUAAAGAUAGCGUUAUUAAAUAUGUGAGAGGACUGAUCAUUUCCUCGGCGAUUCCGUUAACGAUAAAGAAUCUUGAUAGAGAUUAUAGAACACUUGAAGGGGAAAGAAUACCAUAUGCCAAGUUAGGUUAUAGAUCUCUGGAAGAGUUUUUAAAAUCUGCCCCUACAUUGAAUUUGACUCAAAAUAGCAAUGGAGAAAUUGUCGUUCAAGCCCAGCGUAUUGAGGCAUCAGCUCAUAUUGUCGAUAUGGUUAAAAAACAAAAACCGCCGAAAAAGUUGAAACGUGCCCGUUUUUUAAAAGCGCCUCCACCGAGAACUUGGCGUGCGAACAAUUCUCAAAAGUAUUAUGACAAAAAACAAUUCACAUCACCCAGAGUCGCUAGAGUAGCCCACAAUCAAUUUGUAGACUACAAACAACCUAAAAUAGCUUCAAAAGUAGUGGUGCCGGAUCAUUCUUCAUUUUCCCACAGCAAAAAUUUACCUCCAAGGUUACAGAAACAAACGUCACAGAACCCACCAAAUUCUUCACAAAACAGUCGAUUACAAGUAACUUAUGAUGAUAUAGAUGUUUUCACAAAGAGCAAUACGGCUUUCGCUGCCAACACGUUACGAGAAAUCAGAAAGGCCUCUUUGGAGGAGGAGGAGGUUAACAAUUCCGGCUCUAGUAGAAGGAGGAUGAUCACGCAAAAGAUGUCAGAAAUCAACUUAGAGCGAGAUAGCGGGAAAUUGAUAACGCCAAAGAUGCCAGAAAUCAACUUAGAGCGAGACAUCGGGAGAAUAAUAACGCCAAAGAUAUCAGAAGUCAACUUCGAGCGAGAUAGCGGGAACAGCAGCCCUGUGAGCGAUGUCACUCCCCCGCCAGUCAGUGUUCCCGAAUUUGCGCUGACAAACAAUCCAAAAGUAGACUUAACAAAUUUCGUAGAAUUAUAUAAACUUGGAAAAAUAGAAGUGAGUACAAAAUCAGUCAGUACAAAAAGACUGAAUAUGUACACUUGUAAGAUUACGAUCGGCAGCCAUAAGUUUAACAGCUACCCCGAAGAAUUCCCUACUCGUGAGGCUGCAGAGUUAUAUUGUUAUAAACAAGCCUUAGAAGAAAUGACUGCCAGAUACGGAAAAAGCAAAAGCUUAUUUUUAGCGAACGAUAACGACAUUCUAAAACGAAUUCCUGAUAUGCUCAAAAAACACAACAGUGGUAUAUGGGAAUGGCAGCUCCAGUUAGAUUACUCACAAAGGUAUAACGAACAGUUGCCCGAGGAUUGGUUAAAGAUAGUUGACAGGAGCCCUUUUAUACAUGUACAAAAAAUUGUAAAUAAUUAUACAUUAAAAUAUUGCAGACCUGAAGAUGUAUUUCAGAAAGGAAUUGUCUUUAUGAAAUCAAUGACAAUCUCAGAUGUAUCAGUGCCAGCUAACACAGUACGGCUGGACGACAAUCAUAAGACUUACGCCGAAAUAACGUAUAUUCCAUCCGCCAAUGAGAUCUGGUGUCGCCAAAUUGGUACAGAGGAGACGGAGGCGCAUAGCCAAAUGAUAUCCAGCAUGGAGGAAUAUUACGAGAACAAUCUAGAAAAUCUUCACGCCGUCAACAUUAAUCCCAAAGGAUACUAUGUGGCCAAUUUCAACAAUAAUUGGUUUAGAGUUCGAGCCAUCGAAGUAAACGAAACAAACGUGAAAUGCUUCUACAUAGACUUCGGGGAUGAAGUAACCCUCCUUAAAGAGCAGCUCUACCAAUUAAAGAGAGAAUUUGCGUUCUGUGAAGCUCAAGCUUUUGUAUGUCGACUAGCAGGACUAGAGGAUAUUUAUGAAGUGUCGCAAGAUUCUCAAACUUUAGAAGAAUUUCUAUAUAGAGCCGUAGAAAUAGAACUCGCUGAGGAAACAAUAGAAGCAGAGAACCAAAUUAUACCUGUUUACAUGUACGACGUGGAGGUGGGUUCUUGCAUUAACUUCGAUGUAAUGAUGCUGCUUGAUCAGGAAUACGCAACUCCCAUUAUAGGAGACAGCAUAACCGAAAUAUGUGUCUCGCAUAUUGCCGAAAACGGUGACAUCUAUAUACAAGUCAGUGGCCACGGCCAUCAAAGACUAUUACAACUUCUGGCAGAUCUGGAAUCUCAAAUAGUAAAUGAUCCUCCUACUCACACGCUUCAACGAAUCACAAAGGCAGACAGUCAAUCGAAAAUUUACUUAGGAAAAUACCAUGCCGAUGGGCAUUGGUAUAGGGUGAAGAUACUCGAUUGGUCACCAGAUGAAAACUUUAUUCAAAUCUAUUAUGUAGAUUUUGGCAAUACUGAAGUUAUUAAAGUAAAAGAAGCCGUUUUAUAUCCUCUGGAUAAGUUAAAUGACGUAAUAAACAAUUACCCUCAUCAAGCUGUUCGCACGAGAAUUCUUUUGGAUAGCCCACUAGAGAAUAUAAAGUCCGUGCUUACUACCUCAAUUCCUAUGAACGAACCCAUAAUUGCUAAAGUAACUGGCUACACUCAAGAUGAUGACAAAAUCCCGUUGGUCGAGUUCUUCAGCAGACCGCCCAAAGGGGGCUUGUUCUGUAUUAAUAAAUCCAUUAAUAUGGCUAAUGAUAUAAAGAAAGUGGAAAACACAACAAUUAAUAAAAAAGUACAAUUCUCUGUUGAAAAACCAAGUGUAAAAUUUUCCGUUGAAAAAUCAAAGAACGUUCCUUCUGGUGGUCAAUUGGCAUGUCCACCACUACCAGAAAAAAAUGCGUAUUUUGAAAUACAUAUACCUUUUGCGGUAAAUCCGUAUAAUUUCUUUGUUCAGCCGUUAGAGUCACUUUCGAAGUUAAAUAAAAUGAUGGAGCAGCUGCAGGAAACAUAUAAAGAUGUGACCUACAGCCCACUUACCUUAGAUAAAAUCGAACCUGGUAACAUCUAUGCAUCAAGAUUUGAUGACGGUAAUUGGUAUAGGACUACCGUAAUCAAAGUGAUACAUGACGGAUCAAUCUCCGUCUUUUAUUGCGAUUUUGGUUACUAUAGUAACUUGACUCUACAACAGUUGCUGCCACUAAACGUGGAAUUCCUGAAUUUACCUUACCAGGCUCUCAAAGCCAAAAUGGCAGGGAUAAGACCGAGUCACAUAAACUGGACAGUGGAAAAUUGUGAUAAAUUUAAGGAGAUUGUAGAAAGAAAAAACCUAUACUCCUUGGUUAUGAAUAUUGAAAAAGAUCAGCUCUAUGACUCUGAUUUAGUGUUAGAACUUAUGUUAAUAGAUACAUCCGGUGAAGAUGAUAUUAAUAUCGAUGAGUAUCUUAUUAACCAAGGCAUAGCAGUUAAAGCUUAAUUAGCCAAAGCUCAUUGAUUUUUAGUCUUUACGUGCUUUAAUCCAGUUUACAAAUACUAUGUAUUCGUUUGCUAACCUUAUUGUUCAUUCCCGUUUUGUUCAAUGUAUAUAUAAAUAACCGUCAUUUAACAGAGUAAAGUAAGACUGCCCGUAAUCAAAAAAUGGGAUACAAAAUGAACAAAACUCGUGUUUGUGAUGGUACAAAACUGAAUAAUGAAUGAGAAAACGAUCAAAAUUUGUCCCUUUGAUUCAAAAUUCCCUUUUAACUGAGUUGCAUUGGUACAAAAAUUGGUGCAAACAUUCCAUAUUAUAUAAUUUAAUCUAAAACUGUCAGAAGUUACUUGUUAAAGAAACGUAAUAUUUGUAUGUACGAGGGUAAUAUCAAAAUUUUUCUAUGUUGCUGUGAUAUAAUAACAAUAAAUUAUUAUUAUCUUAAAAUUAGUUUUAUACAACUGUACCCAAUGUGUAUUAGAGGAAUGAUUUCCUCAAAUUUUUCUCUUGGAAUAUCUUUAAAAUAUCCAUUCACUAUUGAUAUCGCCUCGUCAUUGAAGCAAGGAAGUUUUUCAGUUCCAAAUUUCUAAAUUUUGGUUUGCUUAAGAUAUUUUUUAAAGUAGAAGCCACAGUUAGAAUGCAGUGUUGGUCCUACUACGCGCAGCGAUGCCGCUCAUGUCGGCACAGUGGUAGUUUGGCGAUAGACAGAAAUCAUCGGUCCUGGUGCGCCCUCUCGGGGCAAACCGGCAACGUGGUCGGCCGUUGUUCCGUAAGAAAUGCAUUGCUCUAUGCUACCUGCACUGCAUUAUAACUGUGCCUUUUUAGUCUAGUCGCAACAUAGGGGGCACUUUUAGGUCGCCGCGAUUUGAUGGUGGUAUUAUAGCUCUUUUGGGUCGCUGAAUCCAAUGGAAGUAGUUUGGAAGCCCAAAUGUGGUGUGUUUAAUUGUUAUUAACAAAUUUUGGUAAAAUUAGAUGUUUUUCAGGAAUUAUUAGAAGCCCUGUAAAUAAAUUGAUAGUGUUAAGAUCUUCUCUGGUGUAUUUUUGGUCGCUGAAUCAAAUGCGACUAGUCGCGAUUACUCAAAAUAUGUUCUUAUUUUGUUAAUAACAAAAUAAUUGUUUAUUCGCCGAAAAGCUCGAAAUGCGCUAUCUACAGCAAGUUUGUAGUCUUUUUCAUAGUAUUUUUAUACGCUAAAUCGAUUGUCGCUAGUCGUGAUAACUUAAACCACGUUCCGACGUUGUUAUUAAUAAAUUAUUGUAAAAAUAUCGGUUUAUAGUACGUUUACUCACGGUUUUUGCUCUAAAUUUUAAAAAACCACUUGAAAUAACAUGAAAUUUGGCAUGCACGUAGCUAACAUGUCAAACAAAGCAAGUGAUAUUGAGCCGUUGUGUGCUUGUACCCUAGGGGUGACUUUCGCCCCUUUUGGGGGUGAAAAAAGAAACCUUUAAAAUAAGUCCGGAAUUGGAUAAACUGACUAAUUCUAAGCAACUUUUGUUCUAUACGGUUUUUUCACUAUGUCAAUACUUUUCGAGUUUUUGCGAGUGAAUAUGUUCAUUUUUCAACAAAAAAACCAAAUAACUCGAAAAGUAUUGACUUAUUGAAAAUACUGUAUAGAACAAAAGUUGCUUAUAAUUAAUCAGUUUAUCCACUUCCGGACUUAUUUUAAAGUUUUCUUUUUUCAUCCUCGAAAAGGGGUGAAAGUCACCCCCAGGGUAAAAGCAGACAUAGGCACAAUAUCACUUGUUUUGUUUGACAUGUUAGUUACGUGUAUGCCAAAUUUCAUGUCAAUCCAAGUGGUUUUUUAAAAUUUCGAGCAAAAACCGUGAGUGAACGUACUAUAAACCGUUAUUUUAGCGUAUAAAAAUACUAUGAAAAAGACCACUAACUUGCUGUAGAGUGCAUUUCGAGCUUUUCGGCGAAUAAAAAAUUAUUUUGUUAUUAAAAUACACCAAAAAUACACCAGAGAAGACCUUAACACUAUCAAUUUUAUAGGGCUUCUAAUAAUUCCUGAAAAACACCUAAUUUUACCAUAAUUUGUUAAUAACAAUUAAACGCACCACAGUUGGACUUCCAGACCACUUCCAUUGGAUUCAGCGACCCAAAAAAUCUAUAAUACCACCAUCAAAUCGCGGCGACCUAAAAAUGCCCACGGGACACCCUAUGUUGCGACGAGACUAUUUAGUAUAGACAGAGAUACGGGUAAAAGAGAUUUUUUUUCGUUUGCCAACCAGUUAUUUUCAAUAUUUUUCGUCUAACUAGCCUAUUAAUAACUUUAUGUAGUGUUCGUCAUAAAUUGUUGUUUUGGCUAGUACGGAAUUAAAAAACUUUUGAAAUAUCAAAAUAUGUAGUAGACAUACGCCCGGAUUCCGAAAGGAUGAUCAUCUCAAAAAUUAUGUAAUCGACGAUUAACAAUAGAUUAAAUGCGUCAGAAACGUCAAACAAACUAGUUUUAACAACAGUCGAUCACCUGACAAAGGAUUAAUCGUUAGUUAACAGCCGAUCAUGAGUGUUUUGAGUCUGCGAAAGGUCGAUUAACCAGUUUCGCUUGUCAAACGGCGGUAAAAAUGGACUGUUACCUAAUCUGCGACUAUCCUUCGAUUAACGGGCUGUUAAGAGUUUUUUUUUAGUUUUUUAAUUACUGUAAUUAACAAAUACCGGGAAAAAAUUGUCAAAUAACACAUAUAUAAAUGAUAUAAAUCAUAUUAUUCAAUAAAAAUAAGAUUUUUUUAUGGAAGAAAUAAUUUAAAAUAUUUAUUUAACUUGAAGAACAUGGAUAUCUCGGACAUUUUUUAUAUUUGAUUAUAUAAUUUAUAUUUUUUUUUCUUUUAAAAAUGUAAGGUAACAAGGAUGCUAGACUCAUGGAGCUAUUUUUUGAGAGGCCAGAGCUCUAAAAAGCAGAACAUGAUGAUUAUAGCGAUGUAAAUAAGAGGGAAAACGUGUGAGAAAUUAUAGCAGCUAACUUUGAAGACAAUAAAACAGCCGGUAAAUAAAUUAAAAAUAAAUAUAAAAAGUAAAUAUAUAGACCAAAAAUAAAAAUAAGAUUAUAAAAUAUAGAUCAUAAAUAAACUGUUUUAUAUCUCCAACUUUCGUCACAAUACCUAGCCUCAUUUUUAAAAUGCUCUCGUUCAAUUCUUGCUCCAAACAAAAGUGACAGUACGUAAGAGAGAAUGCACCUUUAGAAUCUAAAGAUACAAGUUUGGAUUUAGAGGUUAAUAUAAUUGAAAUUUUGAAGGAUAACAGCCAAUUGUGACAGUAUCGCUACCAAAUCGUAUGUCAGAUCAUCGAUUACAUGAUCUAUGAUCAUGCAAUUUUACAAUAAUUGGCGUUUGAGAAACCCAUCACAGGUUAACAGUUAAUCAAAUCUGACAGCCGAUUAGAUGAUCGGAGAUUUGAAUAACGUUUCGGAAACCGGCUGAUAAUAUUUCCAGACUGCUACUAAUGCCUGAAGUCGUAAGCAUGUCAUGCAUCUCGUGUGAGUCGGUGUGAGUAGUUUUGAGAAACAUUAGUUUCAUUUUUCUUAUGAUAUGUGUAUUUUGUCUUCUUUUUCGUAAAUAUUCAUCGUAUAUUAAUUUCUUGUGCCCCCUGUGAAUUCUGUUUAUUCGUGCUUUGCUGAUAUACUAUUUUAUUUGGGAAAUAAGCAACAAUUUAAGUUUGAAAUUAAAUUUAUUUGACGUUUUGACUUCAACUUAGGAAAUCGUUAUCAAAAUACAAAAUAUUAAUAAAUUAAACAAAUUUUGGUUUUGAUGCUUGGUAAAAAAAAUUAUUGUACUAAUUAAAUUUUAUCUGACUCGUUCAUAUUGACAAUUCAGAUAUUUAUUAUACAUUUUACACAAAAAAUUCACGAAGUAUAGAAUAGAAUAGUAUUCACGCGAAUAGAAGUAGCGAGACAAUCAUUUAUCAAAAUAAAAAAAGUUCCUAUGCGGCCGGGACAUAAUCUGAAAUUAAAAACGAGAAUGUUAAGGUGCUAUGUUUUCUGUGUUCUGUUGUACGGCAUGGAAGCUUCUUCUUCUACGGCACUACAGCCCGCCCAAAUUGAGCCUUGGUUUCCUUUAUUUUUUGCCUCCACCCUUGUUUGUCUGUGGCUGCUCUUCUCCAUACACGGACUCCUAAAAGGGCUUGUGCGUCGCUGUUUACUGUGUCGUCCCAGCGCUUUCUUGGCUUUCCAACCUGUCUCUUUCCCUGCAUUCUAGAAUUCAGUAUUCUGUUUGGUAGCCUAUCCUCUCCUAUUCUUAUCACAUGUCCGGCCCAUUGCAAUCGAUGUAUUCUAAUGAAGUCUGACAGGGGUGUUUCCUUAUAAAGUUGAUAAAGUUCGUUGUUGUAUCGACUUGUGAAGAUUCCGUUUUCCCUCACAGGUCCUAGUAUUCUCCUCAGUCCUUUCCUUUCGAAUGUGUCGAGUUUGUUUUUGGAUGUUUCUUUCAGGACCCAGGUUUCACUGCUAUAGCAUGUUACUGGUCGAAUUAAAGUUUUAUAGAUUCUCAUCUUUGUAUUUCGGUGGACACUUUUAGACCGAAAUAUAUGAGAGAGGGCAAAAUAAGCUCCGUUUGCCUGCGUUAUUCUCUUCCAUAUUUCUCCAUCUUCUGAUCCAUCGGCAUAUAUUUCUACUCCCAGGUAUGCAAACUUUCCAACCGUUUCAAUGUCAUCUUCAUUCAUAAUGUUUUGUGGGACUAUAUUUCUUCUCGUCUGAGUCAUUAUUUUUGUUUUUCUGUGUUAGUUAAUUUCCAGACCUAGCAUUUUUGUUUGUGUUUUUAACUCUGCGUAUGUUUCCUGAACUCUUGUUGAUGUUCUACCAUAAUGUUAAUAUCAUCUGCAUAAGUGUCCAGUUGAACCGUUCAGUUGGUCAGUAGGUUUCCUCGUCCAGUUUGCAUUUGCCUGACCGCAUACUCCAGUGCCAGGUUAAACAAUGUUGGGGCCAGCCCAUCUCUCUGCUUUAGUCCCUGAGAAAUUUUGAAAAAGUCUGGAAAAAGGCAUGGAAGCUUGGACAGUGAAAAAGUUAAUAUCAAAAACAUUGAGGCAUUCGAGAUGUGGUGCUACAGGAUAAUGUGGAAAAUACCAUGGACAGAGAGAGUAACAAAUCAAGAUGUUUUGCUGAAGAUGUCGAAGGAAUGCGAAAUCAUAAAAACCAUACAAACGAGAAAACUUUAACAUCUAGGCCACACGAGAGGGGAAAAGUAUUCCCUACCAAGGCUCAUAAUCCAAGGAAAAAUCUCGGGAAAGAGAAAUGUGGGACGUAGGAGGCUUCCCUGGUUGAGAAAUUUAAGGGAGUGGUACGGGUGCAGUUCAAUACAACAGUUGUUCAGAGCUGCAGCCAACAAAGUUAAGAUUGCUGUGAUGGUAGCCAACCUCCGAUAGGAGAAGGUGCUGUAAGAAGACGAAUAGUGGGUUGUAUGCCUGUUGUUUGUUUUGUUCUGUAUUGAAAAAAUGCUUUCUGCUUUUCUUCACAUUUUAUCUUCACUUCCUCUCGAAACCGUAGUGUUUUCUUUUUGAUAUUUUAGUAUUCGUUAUUCGAUUUUUUUUUUGUGUUGGUGCUGCUCUCUUGGGUGUGAAGUAUUUCAUGAUGAUUCUUAUUUUACAUAAUACUAGGCUAUGGUCGUUACCUACAUCUGCUAAGUUAAGACAUCUUACGUCGAUUAUUUUUACCUCCGAUAGGAGAAGGUACUGCAAGAAGAAGAAUAGUAGUUGUAUGCCUGUUGUGUUUAUUUUGUUCUGUAUAGACAAGGAAAGAGAGAGGACGGGUAACACUCAUUUAAUACACGUUCAAAUAGUGAAGCCAGUUUGGAGUUUGUUUGCCACCAAAAACAUGGCGGUCACAUCAAAUAUAACAAUGGGUUGCCAGUGGUGGGUGUUCGUUGAGGGUUAAAAUGCCAUAAAAAAUAAAGUAAAUCCUCAUUUAAAAUUCGUAAUAAAAACAUAUGUACGUAUUGAAACAUAUGUACGUAAUAUGAGCAACUUCAUAAAAUAUUUACCGUGCACAAAUUUUUCAUUUUAAAUACAUUUCAUUUUUUCAUUUUAAAUACUCAAUCCAUAACAAUACCCCAAAGAUACGUCGCUGAUCAAAAUCUGGUGGCGGUUUGGCUUCACUUUUGGUUAUAGGAUUACUCGUCCUCUCUCUUUCUUUGUCUAAGUUCUGUAUUGUAAAAAUCUUUCUUCUUUUCUUCACAUUUUAUCUUCACUUUCUCUCUAAACUGUGGAGUUUUCUUUUUUGAUAUGUUAGUAUUCGUUAUUCGAUUUUUGUUUGUGUUGGUGCUGCUCUCUUGGGUGUGAAGUAUUUCAUGAUGAUUCUUAUUUUACAUAAUACUAGGCUAUGGUCGUUACCUACAUCUGCUGAGUUGAUGCAUCUUACGUCGAUUAUUUUUAAUAAAUGUAAAUCUCUCUUGGUUACAACAUGAAUUUUAUCAUAGAUCGAAAACAAAAAAAUAAGAUUAUAAAAUAUAUAAAAUUAAAAACAAAAUUUUGAAUUACAAUUUAAUGAAAAGCGUAUGUGUUCUAUAGUGGAAUAUCGUCUCUCUGCUGACAGAUCUUCAAGUGCUAUCUCCGCGACAAUCAUUGGCGAGGUUGGCAAACAUCAUAGCUAUUCGGACUUUAGACACGGCUGCUCUGAAAGGCUCAUUUGAUACACACCCGUAUCAUUCUCUCAAGACUUUUAUUUCCAUAUUCAUCUUUCUCAGAACCUCUUUGUUUGUAACGUGUUGUGUGCAUGAUAUUUUCAAAAUUCUUCUGCUUAUUUUUUACGUCUUAUCUCCGAGACGAAGGUUGGAAAUCACCAUUGCUAUUCUAACUUUUGACACUACAGCCCGAAAGAGUUCAGUUGAGCUGCAUCCAAACCAUUCUCUGCGGUUUCCCAGCCAGGACAUUUUUCUUCUACCUAUGCUGCGCCUUCCUUGAAUCUUUCCCUGCAUUGUCAAUUUUAGUUCAUAUCUGUCACCACGUGUUACAUGACCCAAAUAUUGUAGUUUUCUUAGUUUUCUUAUUUUUAUGGAAUCCAGUAUCUCCCUGCUCUUCUCUAUUCUUCUUAGUACUUUUUUAUUGGUUAUUCUGUCUGACCAGGAGAUUCUCUGCAUUCUUCGAUAUUUCCACAUUUCAAAUUUACUCGUUUUGUAAGAUUUAUAGUAGAGGAUCCGAUAUAAGGUUGAUUACACCGAUCUUUUUAAUUGAUAAAAUUAUUGCAUGUUAACAAUUACGAAAUACAAGGGUUGCCCGAUCUAAUCUUGUUCUAAGUAUUAUCAAUUAAUAAUUAAAAAAUUACAUUUUUUUUAUGAAUCAAAAAAAUAUUCGACCCGGGCAGAUAUUGUUUCAGAUUUUUUAGAUCAUUCUAAACAAAAAAGGUCUCUUGUAAUUUUUCUCAUAAAUUCAAGAUCAAACCUUUUUGUAUCAGGUCUCGAUAAGAAUUUUAGGCAUGUUUUAUUCUAAAAUAUAUAUUUUUAAUUGUCAAUGAGAAAGGUUUCUUAUUGUGAGACUGGCAUUAACAACUAAAAAACAAUAUUUCAGAAUGAAAUAAGUCCAAAAGACUUAGCAAGAACUGAUAGAAUAAGGUUUAACUUGAAUUUAGGUACUUCGUAAUUUCAAAAAUGAUAUUUUAUACUUUGUUUUUGAGCCUUGAAAAUCGUCAUAUUUCGUUCUCUUUUCAGUUUUAAAUUGUUUAUAACUAGAAAACGAUCAACUUUAGAGAAAAAUUACAAAAGACCUUUUUUGUUUAGAAUGACCUAAAAAAUCUGAAAUAAUAUCUGCCCAGGUCGAAAUUUUUUUUUAUUUAUAAAAAAUGUCAUUUUUUAAUUAAUAAUUAAUUAUAGUUAGAACAAGAUUAGAUCGGGCAACCCUUGUUUUUUGUAUUGUUAACAUGCUAAAUUACAUAUCCAAUAAUUUUUAUCCAUUAAACAGAUCGGUGCAAAUCGACCUUAUAUCGUAUCUUGAGACUAUUAGGCUGAGGUAUCUACUACAUAAUAUUUUGUUUCAUAUUAUUGAAUGCACUUGUUUUACAGAAUUCUUCUAUACACCCACAACUCAAAUGAUUCUAGUUUGUUCAUUGAUGCCGCAUUCAAGGUCCAAGCGCUGAGAUUCUAUAAAACAAACUCGAAAAAACGUGACAUCUAGUCAACCUAACUGUUAGCUCCAACUUCAAAUCUCUGGCGCAGAACAUGCAGAUGCUGGUAGAUGCGCUGCGCCCAAUGCCAGUACCCAUUUGACGCACAUUGUUGUCACGUUGUUUCUUUAGUCCGUGGAUUCCAAACACCCUGUAAAACCACUUGAGUUUAGAUAGGGGAUAAGACAUUUAAUAACAUUUAUUUUUAAGAAAAAAAAAGAAAAAAACUGCAUUUAAACCAGUCCCUUAAAUUCUUCAACCUUGACACUCUCCUUCUUACUAUACUCCUUUUGCGUCUUAUCUUUCCCUGUAUUAUUCUUUGUAGCUUAUUUAUGUGUUCUUGCUUCAAUGUUCAGCUUUCAAGUCCUAAAAUAUUGUAGUAUCGAGAACACGUAACAUCUCUAGAGCUCUUACUUUCAGUUUUAAUCUUAGGUCUUUGUUGCAGAGAAUUGUUUUCAUUUUUACAAACGCAUUUCUUGCUAUUUCUAUCCUGACCCUUAUUUCUGUUGUUUGAUCAUUAUUGUCUGAAAUCCAGGUUCCUAGGUAUUUGUAUUUAUCGACUCUUUCUAUCGGUACAUUUCUCAAAUGUAUGCUUGUUUAUAUUUGUUUUCUUAGUUAUUAUCAUGUAUUUGGUCUUUUUUAUAUUCAUUUUUAGUCCAUAUCAUUCACAACUGUUUGUUUGGUUUAGUAGUAAUUGGAGUUGUCCAGCAAAGCUUGUCAUAAUCACGGUGUCAUCUGUAUCUUAUGUUGUUAAUAGAUCUUCCGAUAAUUAUUAUUCCUUCACUUUGAGGUAGUAAUGCUUCUUCAAAAAUGGCUUCACUACAUACAUUAAAUAGUAAUGGAGACAUAAUACGAUCCCUGCCUAACACCUCUCAUGAUUUCAGUUUCUGGACUGGGCUCGGUCCAUUAUAAUUUGUUCUGUUUGAUUCCAGGAAAGGUUUGUUAUUAUUUAAGUACAAAAAAUUACAAAUAUAUAUUAAAAUAAACCGUAAUAUAUCGUAAUUUUUAGUAUCAAUGCAUACUCCAACUAUUUCACUAAAGGUCUCUGCCCACUACACCGUUUCGUAUUAUGAUCGUACUAGGACUGUAUAAGACAAAAAUAUUCUUCGCACUGCCGUCGCAUGCCAUGCACGGAUCGUCAAGAAUUGUCGGCGAGAAUAUUUUGCUGGUGCCGAUACGCUACGAAGCUUUGUUUAACCGGUAUACGCAGGCAGCGAAACGGGGAGUAUACGGUUUACAACAGCGUGUUUUGAUCGUAAUAAACCCGUUAUAAACGUGCUGCGCUUGUCUUACUGCUUUGUUAGUCAGUUCAACAAGACAUGUGUACGCAUAUUUAACAUGAAACACGAAAAAUUAACUUAAAUUGUUCGGAAAUACAAAUCUAUGUGUAAUUUAAAGCUUCCGGAAUGUAUAAAUAUGUAGUAUCAAAAAAAAUUGCUUGCCAGGAAAUUGGAAAGUUGCAAAUUUAGCAUUAACAGAUUAUUUUUUAAGGGAAUGUAACACAUGACAUCUUAACCAUCGACUCAGGAAGAUUUUUAUCAUCGGUGAUAUUGAAUUUAUUUUUAAUACUGGUAUAACUGAGAGAACGGGAACUAUACGGAUAUGAUACGCGGAUGCUACGGUCACUAUUAUAUCUGUUAUAGAUGGGAACAUCAGCUGUCGAUAGGUUCUAGUGGACAUAGUAGACCGUGCCGUGUUUUUUUCCGUUCCUGUAACGCUUGUUUCACAUUAUAAGAAUUUUGACCGUGCGAUGGUUGAAAUGUACAUAGUGGCUCGAGCAAUCAUAUGGAAUCUUUCUCCCUUCACCGAACGUUUCAACCGGUGAAGGGAGAAAGAUUCCAUAUGAUUGCUAGAACCACUAUGUAGAUUUUAACCUUCGCACGGUCAAAAUUCUUAUAAUGUGAAACAAGCGUUACAUUCAUAGCAUGGUCAUGGUAUGAAACGAUGUAAUGGACAGAGAGCUUAAUGCAAAAACUAGUACUACUCUGUCCUGCUGUGAGAAUGCACUGCAGACUUAAAUAUUUUCAGUAAUAUCGGAUUUGAUCGUUUCGUUCGUAGAUAGACGUCGCCAAAUGAGUGAGUCCAGGUUCAUGAGAUUUUGUAAAUAGUGUAAAAAGGUUAGCAAACGACACCUCCAUCCAUAUUAAUCGAAAAAUAUUUUUAAGAAUCACAUCUCUUCUCGUAUUAAAAAUAUUUUAUCGACGUUCCUUUCUUUAGAGUUUAUUUUGUUUUAAAGAAACUGUUUUUGUUAUUUAUUUUUUAUGUAUUUGUAUUAGAGUAAAGAGUAUUACUUAAGUGGUA